Molecule: messenger RNA, 1527 nt
Organism: Pestalotiopsis fici W106-1
Lineage: Eukaryota; Fungi; Ascomycota; Sordariomycetes; Amphisphaeriales; Sporocadaceae
Exons: 1
Coding region: 1-1527 (508 amino acids)
Source: RefSeq, a predicted model, not a curated record
AUGGAGGCUCAGCUGCCCAAGACUACCUACUCUUCGGAGUCUGUCAACUCUCGCCACACCAGAAACACUGGUCGCAUCACCUCCCGUACCUAUCUUCGCAAGACUUCUGGCGGCUCUGUUCGAUCUAACAUGGCUGUUCACUCCGAAGACCAUGACAUUGGUACUUCUGCUUCCACUUCUCAGCAAGUUGACAACACUUCUGUCGCUGAGCACCACUCUACCCCCGCUAUCACUGAUGCAUCCAUCACCACUGCCACUUCUGUCCGGGACACUCCUGUCGUUCAGUACGCUACUCUCCGCAACACCGUCCACAACAACCAGGUUUCUCCUGUCUCGGCUCACUCCCCCCGCAUUCGCCCUCUUGCUGCUCUCAGUGGUGGUAUCCGUUCCAACAAUGGUGUUGUCUAUGAUGCUCAGAAGCUUCUCCCCAUGGCUGAACAGCUUGAGGCUGCACGUGCUGAUUCCCGAUUCCCCAACACCACUACUUCUUACACCAAUGCUCAAGCAGUCAUUGAUGACUUCGAGCACCUCCUUGCUCUUGAGCAGCAUGUUCGUGGCAGCCAAGAUCACAUCACUCUUUACGUUGAGAAUGUCCGUCGCAUCCAGGAGCGGGACUCUCAGAUCGUUCAUGACAACCAUGAUGCUCAUGUCCGCCACACUGUUCAAGGUCUUCUCCGCAAUCAGGAUGUUGGUGAAGAUCUCCACGCCAUCGUUCGCCAGGCUGCUAGAACCGCUAGUGCCAACGCUGUCGAGCGAGCUCUCGCCAAUCACAACCAGAUCAGUCAUUCUGAUGUUGUUCGUGACAUCUCUCAGGCUGUCAUUCACACCAUGGCUCAAGAAGGUCUCGUUUCUGACCAGGCGGUUGACAAUAUUGACGCAAUCCUUGAGGAUGUCUUCUCCGUCAUCGAGACUAGAAUUCUUGAUGCUACUGGUCCUCUUCGCCUCAACGUCAACCGCAUGCGCGAUGUCAACGACAACCUUCACGCUCAUGACAACAAUCUUCACGCUCAUGAUAACAACCUUCGCACUGUCACCAACACUCUUGACACCAACCUUGGAAACAACCUCAAUAACUUGACCACUCAAGUUGGUGCCAUCAACACUCACGUUGGAGCUGUUGGUACUCAUGUCAACGCUCUCAGCACUCUGAUGCAAGUCAUGAACGGCACUGCUACUCGAACCAACGAUCAGGUUGGCCAGUUCACACAGCAACUCAACAGUCUUCAGCAGGUUACUGCCAUGCUCCCUGCUCUCAUCCGAGAGAUCGUUCAGCAGAUUCUUCCCGGUGCUGUUCAGACCGCUCUCACUCAGGUCCUCGCCGGUUCUCUUCAAGGUGCCAAUGCCAAGGCUUCUUUCAUGGUCGCUGCUCAGACCAUCGCUGCUACUCAAAACCAGCCCAAUGGUUCUGACAAGAAGAAUUCCAAGUCCCCCAAGAAGGGCAAGAAGCGUGGCUUCUUUUCCCGUCUCUUCAAGCGUGGUGGUGGCAAGAAGGACGGUGAGGAUGGUGCUUCUGGUACCAGCAACUAA